Messenger RNA from Lynx canadensis (Canada lynx), 1859 nucleotides. It is a transcript of the gene MYPOP, whose product is annotated as Myb related transcription factor, partner of profilin. Gene Ontology annotation, biological process: regulation of transcription by RNA polymerase II. Gene Ontology annotation, molecular function: DNA-binding transcription factor activity, RNA polymerase II-specific; RNA polymerase II cis-regulatory region sequence-specific DNA binding. The record is from RefSeq and is a predicted model, not a curated record. Gene Ontology annotation, cellular component: nucleus. The coding region runs from base 42 to 1238 and encodes 398 amino acids. Lineage: Eukaryota; Metazoa; Chordata; Mammalia; Carnivora; Felidae. The transcript has 2 exons.
CCCAUGCGCCAGGCGGCCGGACGGCGGCGUCGGGGGGCGCCAUGGCCUCGGCGGCGGCGGGCGAAGCGGAAGAGACCACCCGGCUGCGCAAGCCGCGCUUUUCGUUUGAGGAGAACCAGAUCCUGAUCCGUGAGGUGCGCGCCCACUACCCACAGCUCUACGGCGCGCAGAGCCGUCGGGUGAGCGUGGCCGAGCGGCGGCGUGUGUGGGACGGCAUCGCCGCCAAGAUCAACGGCAUCACCAGCUGGAAGCGCACUGGCCAAGAGGUGCAGAAGCGCUGGAAUGACUUCAAGCGCCGCACCAAGGAGAAGCUGGCCCGCGUGCCGCACUCCACGCAGGGCGCCGGGCCUGCCGCCGAGGACGCCUUCUCCGCGGAGGAGGAGACCAUUUUUGCCAUCCUGGGGCCGGGAGUGGCGGCACCGGGAGCUGGUGCGGGAGCCGAGCAGCCCUCGGUGGCCGCUUCCUCACAGCCGUCAGCCGCAAGUGCGGGCACCCAACGCUACGUCUUGUCCGAGGACCGCAGGGAAGACCGACGGGCAGAUACACCAGCCCACAGCAAGGGGGGCUCCAGCAGCCCCGAGCAGUGGGCCCGGCCCUCCUGCAGCCCCCAGGAAGGGGGCUGCCCGCCACCCAAGGAGCGUGAGUCCCCGCCCCCUCCGGCCCUGCAGACCGUGCAGCUGCCGCGCCUGGCCUUGUCUCCUCCGCCCCCGGCCCCUCCACCGCCACCACCCCAGCCGCCUCAGCAGGUCCACGUGGCACCCUCGUCCCCCAGCCCACCACCUCCUCCACUGCCACCACCCACGCCCUCGGCCCCGGACCCCUCCCUGGACUUCCUGCGGGCCCAGCAGGAGACGGCCAACGCCAUCCGGGAGCUGGCUGGCACCCUUCAGCAGGGACUGGCCAAACUGAGCGAGGCCCUCAGCGCCCUACUGCCCCUUCUGCCCGGAACCGCUGUCGACAGGCUGCCCCCGCCCCCGCCCCCGCCCCCACCCCCCAGGCCCCUCUUGCCCCCGCCUACCCCGAAAGCGGAGAUCACCCCAGAGCCCGUGUCCGUGGUGGCUGCCGUGGUGGACGGAGCGGUGGUAGCAGCCAGGGGGGUGAUCAUCGCCCCUAGGAGCGAGGAGGCGGGGGCCCCCCGGCCUCCCCCGGCUCCCCUUCCUCCGCACGACUCACCCCCACACAAGAGGAGGAAAGGUUUCCCUACACGGAAGAGGCGGGGGCGUUGGAAAUCUCCCUGAAAUCUGCUGUUGGGUUCGAGCUCCUUCUGCCUGUACCUCCUCCCCACCCCCACCCCCAGCUUAGCCCAGUGGAGGAGGGCGACGCACCUUCCCCAUCUCGGCUGCACCCUGGCUCCCUGCUGCGGGGGGGCGCGAGCACCCCACUCCCUAUACUAGUUAGUGCCUGAUUCUCAGGGGGGCUUGUUGAUGGGUCCCCCACCCCUUUCUCCAGUACAGCGCUGUCUGCCUGGCUGCUUCCCUGAACCCUAACUUCUAAGCCAUCAAUUUUAACGUUAUUUAUUAUUGCCCUUUGUGGGUUGCGGAGAGAACCUCUCGGGUCUGCACAUGCGCCCCCCUUCCCUAACAGCUCCUGGUCUUGACUUGAAGAGAAUUGACCCGUAGGGGCCUCCUCACCUCCCCAAUCCAGACUUUGGAGGGGGUGGGAGUCGCAAGACAAAUCAGAAUAUGGAUGACAAAGGAUAUAGCAGUCUGUACCCUAGGGAGAGGGGGGCAGAGUUCUCACUGGGGAGAUACAGGUUGGGCCCUCUGCCUCCCAUUGCAGUCUCUGACUUCCAGAGCUCAACCCCCUCAUUUCUCCCCAGUGGUGACAAGAUAUGAAUAAACUUAUUUUUAAUACAAUUA